Messenger RNA from Strongyloides ratti, 1383 nucleotides. RefSeq names its product Rh30-like protein. Gene Ontology annotation, cellular component: plasma membrane. The record is from RefSeq and is a predicted model, not a curated record. The transcript is spliced from 2 exons. Lineage: Eukaryota; Metazoa; Nematoda; Chromadorea; Rhabditida; Strongyloididae. The coding region runs from base 1 to 1383 and encodes 460 amino acids. Gene Ontology annotation, molecular function: ammonium channel activity. Gene Ontology annotation, biological process: ammonium homeostasis; ammonium transmembrane transport.
AUGGAUUUUAAAUUACAUAAAAAAUGUUUUGAAGUUUGGAAAAAUCAUCAAUUUAUACUUUUGCUAACAUUUUUCCAUAUAAUAUUUAUUAUUUUAAUUGCUAUUUUUGGACGUUAUCCUGAAUAUAAAGUUAAUGAUAAUAAUUUAUCAAAAAUGUCAACAAUUUAUCCAAUGUUUGCAGAUAUAAAUGUUAUGAUAUUUAUUGGUUUUGGAUUUUUAAUGACAUUUUUAAAACGUUAUGGAUAUUCUGCAGUUAGUAUUAAUAUGCUUCUUGCAACUUUUUCAAUUAUUUGGUCAAUUAUUAUUAGAGGAUUUUUAAAUGAAACAUUUUCAAGUAAUAAAUAUUUUAUAUUAUCUAUUACAAAUUUGAUUUAUUCAAAUUUUUCUGCUGGUGUUGUAUUAAUUUCAAUGGGAGUAUUAUUAGGAAAGUUAUCACCAACUCAAUAUUUAAUAAUGGCACUAUGUGAAAUUCCAGUAGCUAUGAUUCUUGAACAUGUUAUUACUGAAAUUUUAUUUGUAGCUGAUAUUGGUGGUAGUUUAGUUAUCCAUAUAAUUGGUUGUUUUUUUGGUUUGGGUGUUUCAAAAAUAAUUAAUAGAAGAGAAAUAUAUAAAUCAAAUAAUGAAUCAUCAGUUUAUCACAGUGAUUUAUUUUCUAUAAUCGGUACAUUAGCUUUAUGGAUUUUUUGGCCUAGUUUUAAUGGAGCAUUAGCUGAUGGUGAUAUUGGAAAAGAAAGAAGUGUUAGUAAUACAUUUUUAUCUCUUGUUGGUGCUACAAUUGCAACUUUUUUAACAUCAAAUUUAAUAAGUAAAAAAAAAGAAUUUAAUAUGGUUCAUAUUGGAAAUUCAACUUUAGCAGGUGGUGUAGGUAUUGGUAAUGUAGCAAAUGUUGUUACAAAUCCAUGGGUAUCUUUAGUAGUUGGAACAAUUAGUGGUUUUAUAUCUGUACUUGGAUAUGAAUUUGUAACACCAAUUUUAUCUAAAAAAGGAAUAUUACAUGAUACAUGUGGUGUAAUUAAUUUACACGGUUUUCCUGGGAUUAUUUCUGGUAUUUGUGGUAUAAUAUUUGCAUUUAUUUAUACAAAAAAUUAUUAUGUAAAUGAUGAGUAUUAUAUGAUUUUUCCAGAAACAAAAAAUGGACGUACAUCAUCUCAACAAGCACUAUAUCAAUUUAUUGGUUUAGUUAUUGCAUUAUUUGGAUCUUUAAUUGGUGGUAUACUUACUGGCAUAAUUUUACGUUUACCAGUUUGGGAUAAAGUACCAGAUGAUGAUUUGUUUUCAGAUAGUAAAUAUUUUCACACACCUGACGAUUAUGAAUUUACAACAAAGAUUUCAUCAAAUAUUAAAACUUUAAAAAACAAAAAACUAGAUUUAGAAAACAUUUAA